Lactuca sativa (garden lettuce) is the source of this 2346-nucleotide messenger RNA. RefSeq lists its product as uncharacterized. The record is from RefSeq and is a predicted model, not a curated record. Lineage: Eukaryota; Viridiplantae; Streptophyta; Magnoliopsida; Asterales; Asteraceae.
UCUCAUCUCACAUGGCGCUCUGAUUUCUACGAAUCCUUUUCCUCGAAAUCGAGCAUUAGUUGUAUCUAAGUAAUAUCUUCAUCUGUUUGAUUUAUCAUUCAACAAGUAUAGCUGCAUUGUACCAAGAAUGAGGUCGAUUGAUACCUUUUUCUUGAUUGCCAAAUCGGCUGUAGCUAAAUUCAUUCUGAAGUUUUACUGGCCGGUUGUCGUUAAUCUCAGUCGAUAAAUCUGCUUACCGAACUUCAUAUAUUCUUUCAAAAUCGAUUUUUGAAUUUCAUUUCGUUUUUUGAUUGAUCUUUGAAAAAUCGCAGAAGAGUUGUUUGAUCGAAAAUGGCGUUUUAUUUUGUCCUUUUUAAUGAUCUCUUCUGUUAUAUAAAAAGAGCGAUCGCGUCACUUUCCAGGCAAUAUGCUUCGAACUCACCAGCUCUUUGCGUCUAACGGUGACUACAUUGUUAAUUAAUUAAAUCUCAGAGAUUAUAAGAUAUUGUUACUUUAUUUAACUACUAUAAUUGUUUUUCUGAUUUUUAUUUUGAUAAAAUACAAAAUAGUUUUAUGUUAUCUGUUAUUCGAUUAACAAUUAUGAAUUUAUUUUCAAUAACAAGAGUGACAAAGUCUUGCAAUAGAUUGUAAAUCGCUACACAAGUACUCUUAAAUCAUUUACGUAAUAAUGAUCUUGAAUUAAUACGAAUGAUAAUAAAUCUGAACUAAUAAUUGAAGUAGUUUGUAAAAUUAAGAAGCGAGAUAUUUGCUAUUUACGACUUCCUUCUGUGCAAUAGAUCUUCCAUCAAAGAAAAAACUUAAGGUACCAUGUCAUCUAUGAUUUCACGUUUCCACUGAAACAGAGAGAUCGAUAGAGGGGAAAGAAACAAAAAAUACAAAUCGAUUUUUUUGUGCUUGUCUGUUCGAUUGUUGCUAACGAAGAAGGUUGAUGAAGGAAGGGAUCGAGAAAUAGAGAUUAAGAGGAGAAUGAAGGAAAUCAUGUUAUAUGUUACUGUAUUCGUUUACUAUAAAAACAGUGUGAAAGCACAUGACCAAGCGUGUAAUUUAUUGUAAUUUGUUCUCUUUUUGUUUAUUAUAAAAACAGUAACAAAGCUGUGAAAGCACAUGGAUCAAGCGUGUGAUUUACUCAAUAGUCAAUGUUAUAUUUUACUAUAUUUGUUUGAAAGAGGCGGGCUAAUUAAAACUGGUUGACCUAGAGGCUUUGCCACUGGUUGACAGCUGUGAAUACCGCGAAACCAGAUCUAUGUCCUUAUAUAAAGCCUUUACUAUCACCGUUAAGUCAGUGUAAACGACAAAAUGUGUAUAUCAGUGUUUCUAUGGCAAGCUCAUCCACUCUACCCGUUUCUUCUAUUGCUCAAUCGAGAUGAAUAUCAUAUACGACCAACGGAGCCACUAUAUUGGUGGGAAGGUGGGAAAAUAUUGGGUGGCAGAGAUGUGACAGCCGACGGAACAUGGUUGGCCUCUAGCAGAGAAGGAAGGGUGGCUUUUGUUACUAACGUUCGUGAAUUGAACUCAAUAUCUGCUGCAAAGAGUAGAGGUGAUCUUCCAGUUCGUUUUUUGCAGAGCAAGAAAAACGCCAUGGAGUUUGCAGAAGAAAUUGCAAAGGAAGCAGAUGAAUACAAUGGAUUCAAUUUGAUAAUUGCUGAUCUUUUGUCCAUGAAUAUGGUUUAUGUAACCAACAGGCUGAAAGGAGAUAAGUGCUAUGUGACUUCAGUUUCACCUGGGGUCCAUGUCCUAUCAAAUGCAAGUCUAAACACUCCAUGGCCUAAGGCUCAAAGAUUGGAACAUGGUUUUAAAGAUGUUUUGGAUGAAUAUGGUGAAGGUGAAAUUCCAAUUACUAAGUUGAUUGAUAAACUUAUGAGAAACGUUGUAAAAGAUGACAUCAGCAUACUUCCCGGAAUCUAUGAUCUAGAUUUUGAGUAUGAGUUGAGUUCUGUAUUUGUUAAUCCAGUACCUCCAAAGGACUAUGGUACACGAAGUACUUCUGCAUUGGCUGUAAAAGCAAGUGGUGAAGUAUUCUUUUAUGAAAGGCAUCUUGAAAAUGGGUUAUGGAAAGAGAACACAGAAACAUAUAUGAUUGAGAAAAUGAAGUGAGGGUUAAUGUGUGAAGAAAUAUAAGUAUGUUGCUGUUAUGGGUAAAGAUAUGUUAGUAAGUACGUUGUUAUGGGUAAAAAAAAUAAAAAGUAACACAUGUUGCUAUUUCCUGCAACUUGUCUUAUUUUUUUUAAUAUUAUUUGGUAUGAAAGUUAUACUGUGUGCCUUGAACAAAAAGAAAUGAUCAAUUAUAAGUUGAUAUGUAUGUGAUCCUAUUUGUAAGAAAUAAUGAAUUUUGAGAAGUUUCUAUUA